UGGUUUUUACUCCAGAUGCUUGUGUUUAAUUUAAAGUCAUAUGACUGCCUGCAAUUCCUGAGAGCUGCUGUUCCUGUUUUGCAAGACUGCGGAGCAGCCGAAACAAAGAAUCAAACGAGCGAUUUCUUCGCGGCUCUUCAUAAGAUGAAGUUGAUCAUUCUUGACGAUUACGAUCAGGCGAGUGAAUGGGCGGCCAAAUACAUAAGGAACAGAAUUCUUCAGUUCAACGCAGGACCUGAUAGGUACUUCACAAUGGGACUUCCCACUGGCAGUACUCCUCUGGGAUGUUAUAAGAAACUGAUUGAGUACUACAGGAGUGGAGAGCUCUCCUUCAAAUAUGUUAAAACCUUUAACAUGGAUGAGUAUGUUGGCCUCCCUAGAGAUCACCCAGAGAGCUAUCAUUCUUUUAUGUGGAAUAAUUUCUUCAAGCAUAUUGACAUCCAAGCAGAAAAUGCACAUAUCCUAAAUGGAAAUGCACCAGACCUGCAGACUGAAUGUGAUGCUUUUGAGGACAAAAUUAAAGCUGCGGGAGGAAUAGAGCUUUUUGUGGGAGGUAUUGGACCUGAUGGGCACAUUGCCUUCAAUGAGCCAGGCUCCAGUCUGGUGUCUCGAACCCGUGUAAAAACAUUAGCCCUGGAUACUAUACUGGCUAAUGCCCGCUUCUUUGAUGGGGACCUGUCCAAAGUGCCCACUAUGGCACUAACCGUGGGGGUGGGAACAGUCAUGGAUGCCAGAGAGGUGAUGAUCCUCAUCACAGGAGCUCAUAAAGCAUUUGCACUCUACAAGGCCAUAGAAGAGGGAGUCAACCACAUGUGGACUGUCUCUGCUUUCCAGCAGCACCCCCAGACUGUGUUUGUGUGUGAUGAGGACGCCACCCUGGAGCUCCGGGUUAAAACUGUCAAGUAUUUCAAAGGAAUGAUGCAUGUUCACAACAAGCUGGUGGAGCCGCUGUCCGAUGCAACAAGGAAGAAGAGCAAUGGAGCUCAGCCAACAGAGAAAGCAUACAGUGACUGAAGCCUGAGACACUGGCCUGUCAUCUCCUUGUGAACUGAUUUCAACACAGGACAGCUACAUGCAUCUUUCUGUGUUUGGCACAUGGCCAAAGUGAUCUUUUUUUUUAACUUUUCAAAAUCCUGUGGAAAACCGAUCUAAAUUUAAGGGGAGAACAAAGGCAUCUUGUACUGCCGAGUAAAAGAACAGAGGCAUGUGGCUGUGCUUCAGAGAGGUGCUGCACUCCAUUGUGGAUUGAAUAAAUGUAGUUUGAAUUCUGCCUUACUUGUAAUAUCUGCUUACAGUCAUACUGAGAACUAGGGAAAUUCACUCGAGAACACACUGAAGUAUCAUGCAUGAGGAGUAUUUUUUUUCAUCUAAAGAGUAAUGCUGUUCACAAUUAUUGAAGAGGGCUAUCACCUUUCAAAACUCGUACAGAAAACAUCUAUAUAUGAAAAUGCAGGACAUUUAAUGCUGCCGUAUGUAGGUAAAUGGGGAGAUUUAACAAUUUUGUUAAACCUUUGUGCUGGCCCUGUUCUUGGACACACACUGAACAAUUCCACAACAAUUUACAGAUUCCUUUGCCAAUCUGCCAUCAAUCUUCAUCUGUUCACAAUGUGAAUGACCAGGACAAUAAAAUAUUUCCAGUUAAGAUCUUAAACCCAUUUGGCAUGUUGUUACUUAGUAAGUCAUGGAUUGGUUAUUAAGAAGUCAUGAUUGAUAACUUUUUUUUCCAUCAGGAUAAUAAUGUCCGUGAUGAUCUUCCCGUAGGGUAAAAAUACAGCCCUGAAUAAAAUGUGGUUGCGUUCUUCGU
Molecule: messenger RNA, 1804 nt
Organism: Lepisosteus oculatus (spotted gar)
Lineage: Eukaryota; Metazoa; Chordata; Actinopteri; Semionotiformes; Lepisosteidae
Gene: gnpda1
Product: glucosamine-6-phosphate deaminase 1
Biological process (GO): N-acetylglucosamine catabolic process; N-acetylneuraminate catabolic process; carbohydrate metabolic process
Cellular component (GO): cytoplasm
Molecular function (GO): glucosamine-6-phosphate deaminase activity; identical protein binding
Source: RefSeq, a predicted model, not a curated record